This is a messenger RNA of Cornus florida, 2720 nucleotides long. RefSeq lists its product as uncharacterized. The record is from RefSeq and is a predicted model, not a curated record. Bases 57 to 1745 code for a protein of 562 amino acids. The transcript is spliced from 10 exons. Gene Ontology annotation, biological process: tRNA wobble uridine modification; tRNA methylation. Gene Ontology annotation, molecular function: GTPase activity; GTP binding; protein binding. NCBI's taxonomy places the organism in Eukaryota, Viridiplantae, Streptophyta, Magnoliopsida, Cornales, Cornaceae. Gene Ontology annotation, cellular component: cytoplasm; cytosol.
UCCCUCCGUUCCAGACACUUUCCCCAACUUGGCGCAUCUUUGAAAAUAUUAGUAUUAUGUCUCUCGUACCAGCGUUUCGCUCUCUCAUCAGACAUUUGUACCACUGUGCUUACAGAACAACACCAGCCAUAGCACACACUCUCUCCUCCUCUUUACUUCCCCAAUUCUCUAUCCCUACAUCACACACACUCUCUCUCUUAUCUUCCUCCCCUAAACCCACUCCAACAUCCAAAACCCUAAAAACCCAUGUCGCUUCCCAAGAGAAAACACUGGUUGUUGAGAAAGGCGAAUGCUUUGCUCAAGCCAACAACUACUCCGAUCAGGUUGCGUGUUCGAGCACAAUCGCAGCCAUUGUCACUUCCUUGGGAGGUCCAGUUGGGAUCGUGAGAUUAUCAGGACCAUCAGCGGUGGCUAUUGCUGCACGCGUCUUUCGUCCGGCCGCCAAAAAGAGGAGGAAGAACGUCUACUCUCCUUGGAGACCCACCAGUCACGUCGUCGAGUACGGCGUCGUUUUGGACCCCAAUGGGAACGUUGUUGACGAGGUGUUGGCUGUACCCAUGUUAGCUCCAAGAUCUUACACUCGAGAAGAUGUGGUUGAGCUUCAGUGUCAUGGGAGUGAGGUUUGUUUGCAUCGUGUGUUGAGAGCUUGUCUAGAAGCUGGGGCGAGCCUUGCAGAACCGGGCGAGUUCACCCUCCGCGCAUUUCUAAAUGGUCGUUUAGACCUCUCCCAAGCUGAAAAUGUGGGAAAACUUAUUUCAGCUAAGUCCGUGGCUUCUGCAGAUGCUGCACUGGCUGGACUUCAGGGUGGUUUCUCUUCUUUGGUGAGAUCACUAAGAAUACAGUGCAUUGAGUUGCUUACUGAGAUUGAAGCUCGAUUAGAUUUUGAUGAUGAGAUGCCACCUUUAGACUUGAACCUGUUUAUGGAAAAAAUACAUUCCAUGUCACGAGAUGUAAAGGAUGCAUUGGAAACUGCCAAUUAUGACAAAUUUCUACAGUCUGGAUUACAGAUAGCAAUUCUUGGUCGGCCAAAUGUUGGGAAGUCAAGCCUCCUUAAUGCAUGGAGCAAAAGUGAGAGAGCAAUAGUUACUGAUAUUGCUGGAACCACGCGGGAUGUUUUAGAAGCCAGUAUUACAGUUCAUGGUAUACCUGUCACCCUUCUUGAUACGGCAGGUAUCAGAGAAACUAAUGACAUUGUGGAGAAGAUUGGCGUGGAGAGAUCUGAAGCAGUUGCUAGAGGUGCUGAUGUCAUUAUUCUGACAGUAAGUGCUCUUGAUGGCUGGACAUUGGAGGACACCAAAAUUCUUGAAAGGAUUCAAUCCAGUAAGAGUGCAGUUUGCUCUUCUUCUCCAAUGGUCCUCGUAAUUAACAAAAUAGAUUGUGCUCCAUCUGCACUCCCUGAAUGGGUCAAUAGCCAUGGCAACUCCUUCAAUAAGCUCAUUUUUACUUGUGCUGUAACUGGUCAAGGGAUACCUGAUUUGGAGGUGGCAAUAUUAGAGAUUGUGGGUCUUCACAGAAUUCCUGUGGUAGGACGCAAAUGGGCUGUGAAUCAGAGACAAUGUGAGCAACUUGUUCGGGCCAAGGAAGCUUUUGCAAGGUUGAAGUUGUCGAUAGAGGAGCAAAUGCCGCUUGACUUUUGGACAAUUGAUUUAAGGGAAGCUGCGUUGGCCCUUGGGCAGAUAAGUGGAGAAGACAUCUCUGAAGAAGUGUUGAGUAAUAUCUUUAGCAAAUUCUGUAUUGGUAAAUAAUGUACGAGUGACCAAGGAUAGGCCUAACAACAGAUUCUGUAAAUUAGAAACACUGUUUCCCCUACUGAUUUAAAACAUAUUUUUUUUCAGGUUUAAUUGAAUAAUUGAUAUAAAUUUGACAAUGAGGGCACUUUUGGCAUAAUUUUUUCUUUUGCUUUUACGCAGUAGUAGUAGAAGAUAUUACUUCCAUUUGACUUAUGAGCUAGCGUUUGCCGAUUAUAUUUUAGAAGAGCUUUUAAGGGUGCUGGGUGCGUGUCAUUUGGACAUCCUUUAGAUAAUUGCGUUGAAUGUUGAGAACAACUUUUUAGCUAUGUAAUCACUUAAAAUUAUGAAACUUGAAUAUGGAUUAUAAUAUUGUACCUGUAUUUAUUUUUGAAUUAAUUUCAUUUACAUUCUCUCAUAUUUGAUUAAUUGUAUAUAAAUAUGUUAUUUUCUGCAGUUGUGACAUCUGGCAGGUAGAUUAGUACACUAUUACUUGCAUUUAGAAAGUAACUACUGAAUGAAACACUUGACGGGCAGGUAAGUAGACAAUUGCCUGCAAUUGGAAAGUGAUCAUUGAAUGGGGCACAUGGCAGACAUAUAAGUGGGUGGUUAUUUGGAAUUGGAAAGUAUAUGGCAGUUGGAAGGAGUAAUGGCGGUUAUUUGGAAAUGGAAAGUAUAUGGCAGUUGGAAGGAGUAAUUGCUUUUGGCCACUGGAUACAAAUAAAAGACGUGGACAGAAUGAAAGACAUCUCCACAAGAAUCAAACAAUUCAUAUUUUCGGUCAGAAGUUCAAGUUUCAAAAAAGAAAAGAAACAAGUGUAUGUGAGUAUCGACUUAAAAAAAAAAAUUCCAUAUUUUCAUUUGUUCGUCAUUUUAAUUAAUGUAAUUUAUGUUUUCUUAGUGUAAUAUUUACUUUUCUGCACAUAUAUUUCUUCCUUUAAUUUUCAGCAGUAGUACUUUAAUUCCUAGUUUAAUGAAUUUUAGGCUUUUCAA